Messenger RNA from Harpegnathos saltator (Jerdon's jumping ant), 1059 nucleotides. It is a transcript of the gene ND-19, whose product is annotated as NADH dehydrogenase [ubiquinone] 1 alpha subcomplex subunit 8. Gene Ontology annotation, cellular component: respiratory chain complex I. The transcript has 3 exons. The record is from RefSeq and is a predicted model, not a curated record. Gene Ontology annotation, biological process: mitochondrial electron transport, NADH to ubiquinone. Bases 298 to 822 code for a protein of 174 amino acids. NCBI's taxonomy places the organism in Eukaryota, Metazoa, Arthropoda, Insecta, Hymenoptera, Formicidae.
UUGCAAUUCUUUCUUACAACAUUUUCUCUUACUUUCAAUUUCUGUGUAAAACAGGUACGGUCAUUGGGAAGCGAGAGCUAUGCUCAUAUCCACAAGCAGUUUUCGAUUAAUCGAUUAUUUCUCGACUACCUUAUCUCUACUGUAUUACGGGUUUAUAGUUUCGCGUGUUUGUAAUGUUCGUUUCGUACGUAGUUUCGCAUUGAGAGUGCGGGAAGAUUACGUAUCGAGAAUCUUGUGCCAUCAGUCAUUCCGUCGUAAACGAUAACAAACGUCGCCGAAGUAGCGCUGUAAAAAAAUAUGGCUGCGUCGGCGAAAACUAUGCUGCCCGAGGAGAGCGAACUAACCGUUCAGGAGAUCCAAAUAAGUUGGCCAGCACUUCAUACUGCAUCGGUUUAUAUCGGCAAGGCCUGUGAGUGGUAUAACAAUGAAUUUAUGCUAUGCAGAUCUGAAGAAGGUGACCCACGUCGUUGCCUCAAUGAAGGAAAAGCUGUGACUGCUUGUGCACUAGAUAUUAUGAAAAAGUUGAAGAAGCAUUGUCUGGAAGACUUUAAUACAUAUAUGACUUGUCUUGACAGAUCAUCAGGAACAUUGGAAUUCGCUCCAUGCCGAAAAACACAAGCUGCAUUGGAUGAGUGUGUCCUUAAGAAUUUGAAUAUAGAACGUCCACCUUUCGGUUAUUUCUGUGAAACUAAAAUACAUCAUACAAAAAGGCCACGACCAGAAACAUCAGAAACAACGUUUCCAGACCCGGUUCCUGGAAUUCCGAUCGAUCAACCAUACGAAAAGUCAAAAUACUACAAUCGCUUCUGGUUUAAGAAUUAAAUCUGUCAAUGGAUUACCACUAGUACUUCGGUCGUGCUGUGAAAGUUACAUUGUCGGGCGAUUCAGGUUGAUUCAGGUAACUAGACAAUUAUAGAGAAUCGAGGAUGUGCAAUUUAUAAUUGUGCUUCUAAAUGCCAUAAAAAUAUUAAUUUCUUAUGGAAAUGUAUAAAACUGCCACUGUGUAAUAUUGUUAAUAUAAAUUAUGAACAGUGAGAUAAAUGAUUUAAUUUGCUUGUU